Molecule: messenger RNA, 2324 nt
Organism: Heterocephalus glaber (naked mole-rat)
Lineage: Eukaryota; Metazoa; Chordata; Mammalia; Rodentia; Bathyergidae
Gene: Lrwd1
Product: leucine rich repeats and WD repeat domain containing 1
Biological process (GO): establishment of protein localization to chromatin; chromatin organization
Cellular component (GO): nuclear origin of replication recognition complex
Molecular function (GO): chromatin binding; protein binding
Source: RefSeq, a predicted model, not a curated record
CUUCCGGUCGCAGCUGCGGUGAAACUGCGCUGUGCUGUUUCCUAAGCUCCUCGCCCGUGAGGGCUGGUACCUGACGGCUGGCGGCGCGGGCUCCGGCCCCCACUGGACGCAGAAACGCCAGCAGGCCAGCACUAGACGCGCCUCCUCACCAUGGGUCGCCUCACCGCGCGGCUGCUCUUGGAGCGUGGGGUACCCAAGAGCGACCGGCUGGGGAGGGUCCGGAGCCUGGACUUGUCCGGAAUGGAGCUGCUCUCCGAGCACCUGGACCCGAAGCUGCUGUGCCGCCUGACGAAGCUGCAGGAGCUUGACCUCUCCAACAACCAGCUGGAGACCCUGCCAGCCAACCUGGGCCUGUCCCACCUGCGCAUCCUCCACUGCUCCAACAACCAGCUAGGGGACGUCACCGUCUUGCGCCAGUUCCUGAAGCUGGAGGAGCUGAGCCUGGAAGGCAACCCCUUUCUGACAAUCAAUGACAACUUGAAGGUCUCCUUUCUGCUGCCCAAGCUACGGAAGAUCAAUGGCAAGGAUGCUUCCUCAACUUGCUCCCAGGUGGAGAUCCUGAACCAGGAGCUGACCAUCAGGGUCACAGCUCACUGGGAGAAGUUCAUGGCUGCCCUGGGCCCCGAAGAGAAGGCUGAGAAAGUCCAGGCAGACUUUGUGAAGUCUGCCAUUAGGCACGUGCACUAUGGACCGGAGUCCCUGAGCGAGUUCACCCAGUGGCGGGUGCAGAUGAUCUCUGAGGAGCUGGCAGCUUCCCAUGGGACAAGGGUGAGUGAGUCUAACACCCCAGAGAGUUCCCUAGGCGUGGCGGCUGCCUUCAGGCCCAGGGUGAGUAUGGUGCUGUGUGGUUGGCAGGUUCUCUCAUGGUCCUGCUUGCCCGUGGCAGCUGCUGGAAAUCAAGAAGUCAGCAUGAGCCCAGGAGUUCCCCCUGCCCAGGCCAGGCUAGCAGCCGUGAAGCGGCUGGGUGAUGUGCCGCUCAGACUCUCUUCCACCAAGCGGAUGUGUACCUCCCUGCCGGCCCAGGUGGAGGGCAGCCCAGCGGGCCUCAGUGACAGCCAACCUGCCCUGCAGAUGGAGCCCCUGCACUUCCUGCAGUGCCACAGCAGGAACAACAGCCCUCAGGACCUGAAGACCCAGCUAUGGGCCUGCGCCUUCGAGCCCGCCUGGGAGGAGGGGUGUUCCGAGGCCACAUCCCAGACGGUGGCCACGUGUGGCGGGGAGGCUGUGUGUGUGAUUGACUGCCAGACGGGUAUUGUCCUCCACAAGUACAAGGCUCCUGGGGAGGAGUUCUUCUCAGUGGCCUGGACAGCCCUGACAGUGGUCACACAGGCUGGCCACAAGAAACGUUGGAGCAUAUUGGCAGCAGCAGGCCUUCGAGGCCAGGUCCGCCUACUGCAUGUGCGUGCCGGCUUCUGCUGUGGAGUCAUCCGGGCCCACAAGAAGGCCAUUGCCACCCUCUGCUUCAGCCCCAACCAUGAGACCCACCUCUUCACGGCCUCCUAUGACAAGCGGAUCAUCCUCUGGGACAUCGGUGUGCCCAACCAUGACUAUGAGUUCCAGGCCAGUCAGCUCCUCACACUCGACUCCACCUCCAUUCCCCUGCGCCUCUGCCCUGUCGCCUCCUGCCCUGAUGCCCACCUGCUGGCUGGCUGUGAGGGUGGCUGUUGCUGCUGGGAUGUGCGGCUGGACCAGCCCCAAAAGAGGAGGGGGUGUGAGGUGGAGUUCGUCUUCUCCGAGGGCUCCGCACCGGCACGCAGAGUGGAUGGGCUGGCGUUUGUAAAUGAGGACGUCAUAGCCUCCAAGGGGAACAGCCCAGGCACCAUCUGCCUGUGGAGCUGGAGUCAGACAUGGCUGCACCGGGGCAGCCAGUCCUUGGUGGCUGUGGUUGUCCUGGCUCGGCUGCAGUGGUCACCCACCGAGCUGGCCUACUUCUCGCUCAGCACCUGCCCUGACCAAGGGAUUGUGCUCUGCGGAGAUGAGGAGGGCAGCGUGUGGGUCUAUGAUGUCAGGCACCUCCUGACGCAGCUGUCUCCACCGCCAGCACCCCCGCAGGCCCCCACACAGAUCCUUAAGUGGCCCCAGCCAGGGGCCGACGGCCAGCCAGUGACCAAGACUAUGGUGAACAUGGUGGUGGCCAACACUGCUUUCACCUACCUUGCGGCUCUGACGGACUCCAACAUUGUAGCCAUCUGGAGGAGAUGUUAGCAGGGCAGGACGCCUGCCUCUGUGGCACAGGACCAGGGACACAUUUAACUCAUUUAGUGUGUGGCUUACAGUGAGGGUUUUUUGAGGGGUUUUUUUAUUAAAUUUUCUGCUAUAGCCAA